This is a messenger RNA of Girardinichthys multiradiatus, 9378 nucleotides long. RefSeq names its product ATPase plasma membrane Ca2+ transporting 3b (gene atp2b3b). Bases 1138 to 5115 code for a protein of 1325 amino acids. The transcript is spliced from 26 exons. Gene Ontology annotation, molecular function: ATP binding; P-type calcium transporter activity; ATP hydrolysis activity. Gene Ontology annotation, cellular component: membrane; intracellular membrane-bounded organelle. The record is from RefSeq and is a predicted model, not a curated record. Gene Ontology annotation, biological process: regulation of cytosolic calcium ion concentration; calcium ion transmembrane transport. Lineage: Eukaryota; Metazoa; Chordata; Actinopteri; Cyprinodontiformes; Goodeidae.
UGCGCGCGAGCUGUAGCAGACGCGGCUCCUCCUCCUCCUCCAAAAAUGUCGCAGGAGCUUCUCCUCUCACCGCGGCGUUUCUUUUCUUUCCUUCUUUUCUUUUUCACCCAACGCCCCUAAAAGUCCACCGAAUUCGCAGCUGUCACAGCCGGAAGCAGAAAGCUUCAUCCGGACGCCCGGACUGGUCGUUCUCCCCUCCCCUCCAACAGAGGUGUUUAAACCCUCAGCCCGGCGCAUCCCCCCUCCCUCCCUCUCUCUCUUCAUCUCUCUGUCAUUAACAGCGUCACCCUCUCUUGAAACCGCCGCAGAACUCCGCCGACCAUCCACCAGGUGACUGCGCGGAGCGGAAUAUUCAUCAGCACCGCCGCCGCCACCGUCGUCGUCUUUCAUCCCUCCGCUCCUUUGGACUCCAGGGUACCGGAGCUGCUGUAUCACUGCAUCCUCCUUCCCUCACCCCGCACCCUCUCCCCCUGCUGUAUCCUCUCAUCCGGUUCGGGACAUUCUCCGCUCCACGCACACGCAGAUUAAAGGGGAUUCUGCUUCCCCGCCCGAACACUGAUGCUGAUGUCCUUGAGCUCGGCCUGCACGGUCCUGGUCGUGCAGCAGUAGCUACCUCUAAACUGGAUCUUCUUCCCGUUUGUGAUUUAUCAGCCGCCUUUGGCCUCUCUCCAUCUGUCCAUCAUCACUUUAUUCCCGUCUGCAAGUCCGUCAGCAUGUCCGUCCGUUUGUCCAUGGACCAGCCGUGACCCUGGAGGGAGGGGGACAGAGACGAGUAAAGAGUGGAGUCACCGGGGAGACGAAGGAGAAGAAAGCUGGAUUCAUUCAGACGUCACGUCUCUGAAGUGCUCCUGCUCACUGUCCUUCAUCCUCCUCACCCUCCUCCCCCAUCUCCCUCUGUUAUGGAGAUUUAAAGGAGCAGUGGGAGGUUAGGUCAAGAUAGAUAGGAGGAAAAAAACACAACCAACAGCCCUUUAUUGCCCUUACAAAGAAUUAAAAGAGAGUGGAAGGGUAAUUCAGUCACUUAAUUCCAAUAAAAAAAUUAAGAGCACAUGAACAGCCCUUCACCUGCCAAACAAAGGAGGAGCUAAGUAGACUUCGGAGAGAGAGGACAAAAACUCAUCAAAUUAUUUUACUGACAUGUCAACAACAGCAACAAUGGGCGAAAUGGCAAACAGCGCUGUGGAGUUUUAUCCCAAAGGGACUAGAGGCAGGGAUGGAGGUAGGGCAGAUGGCAGCCUUGCAGGGGGAGACUUUGGGGUGACGGUAAAGGAGCUAAGAGAGCUGAUGGAGCUACGAGGCGGUGACGCCUUACAGAAGAUCCAGGAAGGCUAUGGAGACACAGAGGGCCUCUGCCAGAGACUACAGUCCAGCACCACUGAUGGUAUCAGUGGCGACCCGGCAGACUUGGAACGUCGAUGUCAAACUUUCGGUCAGAACUUUAUUCCUCCGAAGAAGCCAAAGACGUUCCUGGAACUUGUGUGGGAGGCUCUACAGGAUGUCACCCUCAUCAUCUUGGAGGCCGCCGCCAUCAUUUCACUUGGUCUCUCUUUCUACCAGCCUCCUGGGAAGGAAAGCGAAUUGUGUGGAGAAGCAAAUGCGGGAGCAGAGGAUGAAGGGGAAGCUGACGCUGGCUGGAUCGAGGGAGCCGCCAUCCUGCUUUCGGUUGUGUGUGUCGUCCUGGUGACGGCGUUUAACGACUGGUCCAAAGAAAAACAGUUCCGGGGUCUGCAGAGCCGGAUUGAACAGGAGCAGAGGUUUGCAGUGGUUCGGAAAGGAAACGUCAUCCAAAUCCCCGUGGCUGACAUUGUGGUGGGGGACAUGGCACAGGUCAAAUAUGGUGACCUGCUUCCUGCUGACGGUAUCUUGGUCCAAGGCAAUGACCUGAAGAUAGACGAGAGCUCCUUGACAGGAGAGUCUGACCACGUACGCAAAUCUGUGGACAAGGACCCCAUGCUGCUCUCAGGUACCCAUGUGAUGGAGGGCUCAGGCAGGAUGCUAGUGACAGCCGUAGGCGUCAACUCCCAGACGGGCAUCAUCUUCACCCUGCUUGGUGCAGGAGACGUGGAGGAGGAUGUAAAAGAAAAGAAAGGAAAACAGGCUGAUGGAGCUGUGGAGAACAAUCAGAAUAAAGCCAAGAAGCAGGAUGGAGGUGUUGCUAUGGAGAUGCAACCCUUAAAGAGUGCAGAAGGGGGAGAAGUGGAGGACAGAGAGAAGAAGAAGACCAGUGUUCCAAAGAAAGAGAAGAGCGUGUUGCAGGGAAAGCUCACCAAACUAGCUGUUCAAAUUGGCAAAGCAGGUUUGGUGAUGUCAGCCAUCACUGUCAUCAUUCUGGUGCUGUACUUUGUCAUAAACACGUUUGUCGUUAAAGGUGAUACAUGGUUACCAGAAUGCACUCCAAUAUACGUCCAGUAUUUUGUCAAGUUUUUCAUAAUUGGAGUCACUGUGCUGGUGGUGGCUGUCCCAGAAGGCUUACCUCUUGCUGUCACUAUUUCUCUGGCCUACUCUGUGAAGAAAAUGAUGAAGGACAACAACCUUGUACGGCAUCUGGAUGCAUGUGAGACCAUGGGCAAUGCCACGGCCAUCUGCUCUGACAAGACUGGCACACUCACCACCAACCGGAUGACUGUGGUGCAAACUUACAUAGGCGAUGUGCACCAUCGUGUGAUCCCAGACCCCGGACAGAUCAAUGCGCGGACACUGGAUCUGUUAGUCAAUGCUAUCGCCAUCAACAGCGCCUACACCUCCAAGAUCUUACCACCGGACGUGGAGGGGGGUCUAGCCAAGCAGGUGGGUAACAAAACAGAGUGCGGCCUGCUGGGAUUUGUCUUAGACCUUCAGCAGGACUACGCCCCUGUAAGAGAGCAGAUCCCUGAGGAGAAACUGUACAAGGUGUACACAUUUAACUCAGUGCGUAAAUCUAUGAGUACAGUGAUCAAGUUACCUGAUGGAACCUUCCGCCUCUACAGCAAAGGAGCUUCUGAGAUAAUGCUGAAGAAGUGUUCCUACUUCCUGGAUGCUAAUGGAGAACCUCGUGGUUUUCGCCCACGUGACAGAGAUGAGAUGAUCAAACAGGUGAUUGAGCCAAUGGCUUGUGAGGGGUUGAGGACCAUCUCCAUUGCCUACCGUGAUCUGCCCCCAAAUCCGGAGCCAGAAUGGGACAACGAGGCAGAAAUAGUGACUGAGCUGACCUGCAUCACUGUGGUUGGAAUAGAAGACCCUGUGCGACCUGAGGUGCCGGAAGCCAUCCGGAAGUGUCAGCGUGCGGGUAUCACAGUGCGGAUGGUAACUGGUGACAACAUUAACACAGCGAGGGCCAUUGCUGCCAAGUGCGGCAUCAUACACCCUGGAGAUGAUUUUAUCUGUCUGGAGGGAAAAGAGUUUAACCGACGAAUUAGGAAUGAGAAGGGGGAGAUUGAACAGGAACGUAUUGAUAAAAUCUGGCCCAAACUGCGUGUGCUGGCUCGAUCCUCUCCAACGGACAAGCAUACACUGGUUAAGGGCAUCAUUGACAGCACUGUCUUGGAACAGAGGCAGGUUGUCGCAGUAACAGGAGACGGGACUAAUGACGGACCAGCUUUAAAAAAGGCUGAUGUGGGCUUUGCCAUGGGUAUUGCAGGGACAGACGUGGCUAAAGAGGCGUCCGACAUCAUCUUGACUGAUGACAAUUUCAGCAGCAUUGUCAAGGCAGUGAUGUGGGGCCGAAAUGUCUACGAUAGCAUCUCCAAGUUCCUGCAGUUCCAGCUCACGGUCAAUGUAGUGGCUGUCAUCGUGGCCUUCACUGGGGCCUGCAUCACUCAGGAUUCUCCUCUGAAGGCGGUGCAGAUGCUUUGGGUGAAUUUGAUCAUGGACACGUUUGCCUCCCUUGCUUUGGCCACCGAACCCCCAACUGAAGCUCUGUUGCUACGGAAACCCUACGGUCGAAACAACCCACUCAUCUCGCUCACCAUGAUGAAGAACAUCGUGGGCCAUGGAGUGUACCAACUGGUCAUCAUCUUCACUCUGUUGUUCAUAGGCGAGCGCAUGUUUAACAUUGACAGUGGUCGCAACGCACCGCUCCACUCCCCUCCGUCUGAGCACUACACAAUCAUCUUCAACACCUUUGUCCUCAUGCAGCUUUUCAAUGAGAUCAACGCUCGCAAGAUCCACGGAGAGAGAAAUGUCUUUGAUGGCAUAUUUGGCAAUCCCAUCUUCUGCUCUAUUGUUUUGGGGACAUUCGCAGUGCAGAUUGUGAUCGUGCAGUGGGGAGGGAAGCCCUUCAGCUGUGCACCUCUCAACGUUGAGCAGUGGCUUUGGUGUCUAUGUGUGGGAGUUGGAGAGCUUCUCUGGGGACAGGUGAUUGCCACAGUGCCAACAGAGCGGCUGCCGUGUCUGAAAGAGGCGGGGCUUGGCCUGGAGUCUGGGGAGGAGGAAGGGGAGGAGCUGGCUGAGGAUGAGGAGGAGAUAGACUGCGCAGAACGGGAGCUGCGUCGUGGACAGAUUCUCUGGUUUAGAGGGCUCAACCGUAUCCAGACUCAGAUGGAGGUAGUGAGCACAUUCAAGCGAAGCGGUUCGUUUCAGGGAGCAGUGAGACGGCGCUCCUCCGUGCUCAGUCAGCUCCACGACGUAAACACUAUCUCUACCCCCUCUCACAUGCGAGUGGUGAAAGCAUUCCGUAGCUCUCUGUACGAGAGCCGAGAGAAGCCGGAAUCCCGCAACUCCAUCCACAACUUCAUGGCCCACCCAGAGUUCCUCAUCAACGACCUCAUCCAUAACAUCCCACUGAUCGACGACACUGACGUGGAUGACGAAUCAGAGCUCAGCAGAUACCAGCACCUACACCCAGCCCUCCGCAAGCCGCCACCUCCUCCAGCACAGCCCCCGGCCCGCACCAGGCCAACCCGGCCAUAUCGCCAGUACAGCCUUCCUGUUACCCCGUGUAACCGAAACAACAACAACAACAACAGCAGCAGCAGCAGCUCACCGGCCACCUACAGCAACAAAAACAGCGUCAACAAUGUUUCCCCUGACAACCAGAGCCGCCAUCACAAACAGCAUCACAAUCAUGUCAGGCACAGGCCUGUGAAAUCUCCCGCCCCCCACCCAGCACAUCUCUUCUGUGUGGAGACGUCCUUAUAACUGGAAUCUGAGAGAAAGGGAAUCUUGAGAAAGGAGAGGAAGGGAUGGGAGGGUUGAACAUGAGAGAGGACUGAGAACGCACAGUGACAUUUUCAUCCAGUCUCCCUCAAAACAAGCUCACAGGAAAGAGGACUGAGGGGUACGUGAGGGAGUGGAUAAUGGCUGGAGACUUCUGCUUGUAGCUCUCUGAGAACAACUUUUUCUCCCUUUUCCCUGCUCCGGCUCUCUCAGUUUGGUUUUCCACCUCCACUCCUGUCAGUCGCAUCAAGUCUCACCCAACCAUAUCACACUCACUGCACCAUCCUGAAUAAAGGUUCAGAUGAGAAGGGAAGAUGGUUGGGUUGGGGGGCUGGUUGGGGCUGUGACACCCAGAAAACCCAUAAAUCCUUCUACACAAUUGGCCAUGUGACUUCGGGGGUUGAGUCUGUAUUUGCUUCUAACAGUGUUCAUUCUUAGUGUUGUCACCACCUACUUAGCUGCCACCCACACCUCUCUGAUUACAGUCACUCCAAUGGCUCUUUUUACGGCUGCAGCACCGCAUGGUUCCACUCUGCUCAACCUUGCUCAACUCGCCACGUAACCUGUUGUGUUUCCAUUGACGACUAGAGGUGGGGCACUUCAAGUCCCCUCACAACCUGUCCUCCAACAGUGAGGUUCAGACCACCCUCCCGUCCACAACUUGUGGGACGAUGGCCAUAACUGGCAUCCAUGACUUCGCAACACCGCCACACCUUUUAGUUAGUCCUGUUCCGGUCGUUGUGGUCCUUAAUCAUUUUAGUUCUCUCCGCUACCUCGGUGAACACCUCAUCAUUUCUCGGCUCCCCAUCAAGCUGCUGCCAAAUAUUGCAGUUAGACACGUACGGCUGACAGCCCCAAGGCCAAUCAGUGAACAGCAGUAUUUUCACAUCACAUUUCAGCCCCACUCAGUCCAAACGGAUCUGCUGCCAAGCAGGUACCAAAAAAGCCGGUACCGGUCCGGAAAAGCCAGUAAGGGGAACACUCGCAGAAUGAGCUGAGUGGAGCCGGCGGGAGUAGAGUCCACGAAAAAAAGGGCAUAAGGUCACUGCUCUGCUUGCAAUAUAUGUGAAGCGCUUUGGUUAACACUUUACCUAGACCUCAGUCACUUCCAUUUCUACUUCAUUUAUUUCCCCACAUGCUGGUGUUCAUUUGUUUCCUUUCUUUACAGAUUUUCAGUCUGUGUAGGUGUAUUGUCUUGUCUCUUCUACUGAAAAUCCCUGACAAGAACAGAAAUUGCAAAGAAAAAUGCUAUUUAGUUAAAUCUACUAGUAAACUGAAUGGCGGCAGAACUAAAAGGCGGGGGUAUCACAUAUGUAUACAGUGUGUGAACAUGUCAUUUCAAUGCUUGGGAAGCAAGCUGAACUCUUCAGGUUCAUCACCAUUCCUUCUAAAGUCCAGUCACUAAACGCCACCAAAGGUCCACAUGACCUGCUCUCCAUCAUGAUCAGAGUCUUCGGGGUAUAUCCAUAUAUACAUACAGUACAUAAAGCAUAUGGAAUCUCCUUCCAUGUCCACGCUCACAUCUAAGUAUUUCUAUGUUCCAUGAUCUUCUCUCUUGCUGUUCCUCCUUUACUCACUUUGUGUCAUCCCUUCUGCUACUUUUGUCGACGGUUAUGUGAGAGGGCUUUUUUUUUUUUUUAAAUAAGCUGAUCGCUAGUGAAGCAUUAACCCUUUAAACCGCCAUUAAACAUACACAAUGCACAGGCGAUGUCCCUUUAAGACUAACCUUAUACUUACUUUGCUCCCGCUCUGAUGCGUUCUUUAAUUUGAUCUGUUGGAUCUUUGAUCUGGUUGUUUUCCACAGAUGGGAAAUAAAAGUUCUCCCUCAGUUACCGGAGCACAUCAGGUCCAAAUCCAAUGUCAGUGUCCAGUUUUAUCUUAAGGCCCAAAGCUUAUACAGUUCUAUCAGGUCCAACCAGUAAGAGCUCAUAUGUCAUGUUCUUCUGCAUUCCCUAAUGUUCAAAAUGUCAAGUUCAUUAUUGCAAACUUUUAAACACUCCAAAAAGCUUUUCUGCUGAAAGUUGGACUAAAGGUUUAAUGAUGUAGGCUUUGAAGUCCCACAAACACCAGGCAAAUUUUAAAAAAAUAUAUUUUUCUGGAUGUGAAUUUUCUUAGGCUUCGCAUAAAUUAUUUUUUAUGUGGGAUAUUAAUUCCUAGUGGAAUAAACUACUCAGAUUUUGGAAAUACUUUAUGGUUCAUUAAUAAAAAAAGCUAAAAUGGAAAGCAUACAAGGAUAUGUUACAAUUAAAAUAUUUUCAUCAUUUUAAAAGACUCAGUGAAACAAACUACCUGCAUAUUCAUAGCUGCUAACCCUAACCCUAAUACAGACAUUAGGGAGGACACCAAGAAGCCCAGCUUCAUAAGUCUAAUCAGAUUUCACCCUGUUUGCUUUAUUCUUCAACCUGAUCCAGUGUGCAAGGGCUCAACAAACUGAACGGCCACAUCUGAACACCACGCCACUCUACGCAAGGACCAGUGCAGAGCCUGUGGCACCGUCACCUCUUAACAUUCCCAUUAAACAUUCCAUGGAAGGUGUUGCGCCCCCCCCCCCCCCCCCCCCCCAACCCCAACCCCCAUGUUGUACAUGGUAUGGGUGAACAGCUUAGCUCAUGUUGCUUUGGAGCGGGAGUUUGCUAAACAAUGCAAACCUGCUAAGCACUCCCUAACUUUGCUUCCUGCUUUCGCCGACUCCCCCGAACUGAUCCCUCCACCAGAGCUAGGCAGACAAUAUGCAACAGACUGCCAUGUCAGCACACUCAGACACAGCCAGUCACACGUCUGUCCUGCCUGUUGUGUUUAAGGAUGUUUGCAGCGCUCUCUGGGAACACCCUUACCUGUAAAGAACUCUUGUCUUCUUGAAUGCUCAUCUUCAUCAUCAUCACCUGACCCGUCGGAGCAGUGGGGGGUGAAUCUGUAUUGAUCAGUCUGUUUUGAAGCAUGCAUUUGGUAUCAUUAAUGUCACUCUAUGUGUUGGUAAAUCAUUUAGGCUACUGUCACUUCUGUGUGCUAUUAUCUCUCCACAUCUGCUUUCUUCCUCUUUACCUUUCACGCAGAAACGCACACAUAUUUACAUCCCUUUCAAGUUUAAUCUGUUCCAGCACCUCUGAGUACAGCAACCUCAGUGCUUUGUAGGAAAUGUGUGCACACUGAUUGACAGGGAGAAUGUGCAGUGGUGUAUAUUUGACUGUGCAGUUCCAGGCUUCUCUGUUCUGCCAUUGAUCCACACAUCCAUCCAGCCACGUUACAACAUGAUGUUGUGAGACAGUUUUACAGAAGGCAAAACACAAUGUGAAAACAAUAUGUUGAAUGAAAUUAUAAAGUGUACAACUGCACCACAUUGUAUAGAUCGCCUAAAUGUGCACAUGUGCAUCUAUGAUUUACAGGUACUAUGUUCCUGUUACACUUUUUUAUUUCUGUUUCUUUCUUUAAUUCCUAUACUUUUUGUAAAGAGAGGAACAACAACAUGGAAGCGCUUGUAUAUUAUUAUUAUUAUUAUUAUUAUCAUUAAUUUUUCUCCACCAGUGUUCCCACUGAUGGAAAAAGACAGUUGCACAUUCUCCUGAGCAUAUUCAGAGGGCUGUGUUUUCUGUCCACUGAACAGCCCCCUGAGGUGUGCAGAUGCACUGAGAAACUUCAGGUCUUUGAAGACCAGAGACACCAACUCUGUAAAUAGAGAACUGGAGACAGAAAUGUACCUCCUUAUGACCUGAGGGAUCUGACAAAAUGGGGGACCCUGCAGAGAAACAGAAGGUGUGAUGCAGAGCUAGAGUCUGUAGAAGUGCACUGCGUCCUCGCAUUGUUUAGACUGCUCUCUUAGAUCUGCCACCAGUGUCUACUGCCAUGGUACGCGGGGUCAGAGUUAAGGUUUUACAUUACUCAUUAUACAUAUUGCUGUAAAUAUUCUGUGUAGGACGGUCCCUCUUUUUGCACAACGCAGUGCUGUUCUGCAGACAGAAAAUGCAGCCUUAACUGUGCUGAAUUGACAUUUAAAAAGACCAAAAAAAGUAAAAAAAAACAAAAGCAAAACAAAAAAAUCUAAAGACUAUUGAAUAUAUUAAAGAGUUACCUGCCUGUUAUUUAAGCGAAUAAAUAUCUAUAUAUGAGAAAGAACACACCUGUAUACUGUAGACUAAAUCUGUAUUGAAAUCUAAGAGAAUUUAAUGGGAAAUAAGUCCAACACCUUUUGUCUGUAUGAAAGAAAAAAAAUCCAUCAAAGUAUUCUACAAUAAUAACUUUGACAAACUC